CACACACGCACACACACGCGCACACACACACACACACACACACACACACACACACACACACACACACACACACACACACACACGCACACACACGCACACACACUCACGCACACACCUCCCUCUUCUUUCCUCCAGCAGUCUGAUACCACAGAACAGCUAAUCCUCUAGCGCUGUGAACCUGGGCCCCUAGCUCUCCGUAGCACACCCCCCCCCGGCCCCCCAGGCCCACCCCCAGCGGGUCUAUAUGGUACCGGGGUAGCGGUGGCAGACGGACCACCCUGCUGCAGUGCUCUGCUGCUGUCUCCCACAGCCAGCCCACGUGAGAGGCUGCUGGGUUCUGGCUAGAGCCGAGACCCGGACGCACAACCAGCAGCCAUGGGGAACGAGAACAGCACUGAGGAGGCUCCGCAACCAGAAGAUGGCGACGAAGAGUCCGUUUUUCUAUUUCCACCUCAGGAAUAUCAUUAUGACAUCCCUAAGACGGGAUCUCGGGAGAGUUUGACUCAGACCACAGCGCUCGGAGAGGGGCCGGGGCGGGCCGAACAGAACACAGAAGCGUCGACGUUGUCCCUGCUGCCGGACAUCCCGGUGGUCUGCGGGUUACCGGAGGAGUCCCGGAGCGGGUUCGGAGUGUACAAAGAGCCAGAGGAGGACCACGAGGAUGAGCUGGAGUUCCCCCAUGACCUGCUGCCCAGCCUAGACUUCAGCAGCGACCUCAACAUCUGGGAGUCCUCGCUGGGCAGAAACAAGGUUAGCUUGGCUGAGAAGAAGGGCGAUCAGGUGAAUUCCCUUCUGGCAGGUCCGGAGCAGUGCAAGGAAAUCAUCCCCUUGGUGGCUUUAGACUCAAGGCCUCCCGAUGGCGGCCCGGCUCUCCCAGGUGUCCACACUUCACCCCAGACGGCUGCUGUGCCUUCGCCGGGUGUCCCACCCCGUUCCCAUCUGCCCCCGUCUGAGGACCGCCUAGACCGGGAGCUCCGAGAGGCCUUCCAGGAAUGCGAGGAACAGAUGGCCUCGCUGGGUGCAUUUGAUCCCCCCUCCGAGUGCCCCAACAGCAGCGGGUCCCAGGCGCCGGCCCCGGAGGACAGAGCCGGGCAGGCAGAGGUUAACGGGGACGAUGACUCAUCAGCCCGGGCUCCAAUCGUCGCUCACCCGGGGCAUAGUGGCGGUGACCAUGGCAACAGCGGCAGCACACAUGGAAACAGCGAGGGAGCCGACUGUCAGAAGGACACUCUCGUGUUUAGUUUUAGGGAUUACAUACUGGGCACGGACGACGGUGCCGGGAAAGCCCUGGGAGAAAGUCAACAGGGGGAGCAGAACCCAGGAGCAAGGCCGUGUGAACUCCUAUUGGAGAGCUCAAAGGAGGAGGCUGAGAUCACUGCACAGAGAAACACGCGUCAUCCAAUGCAAUCAGAGGCACCGUCGGAUCUAGAUUACGUUAACAAGUCGUCCGUAGCGCCUAUGCUUAGUGAGCAUGGAGAGGGCGAGGUUAAGCACAAGAUUGGAGACAGUAUAGAUUGUAAAAAAGCCUCCAGAAAGAAAAGCUGCAAGAAAGCUAUGCUGGUGGGGUCAUACAUAAAGAAUAAAUUACAAAGGGAUAUUCACUCAGAGGAAGACUCCGAUAUUAAUAUGAAUGUGACUGAGCAAGAAAUGGAAAAGAACCCUGAUAGAGUCACUGAGGUGAUUCCUCAUUCCAGCCCAGGUCCCUGUCUACAAGAAAGGUGCAACACCGCAGCCAUUGAUUCAGAGACACAUAAACAAGCAGAUCUGCAAACAGACGAGGAGCAGGGGAUCAAUAAAAAGGUGAAGAAGAGAGAAAAAAAGGGACAUAGAAAAAAGAAACAGGCCGACAAAAUAGCUGAGAUUGCAAAGGCAUCACAGUCCGAAUGUAGACCUCAAAGUAACACGGAUGCAACCGAAUCUCCCCCAUCAGUGACACCUGCGGGGCUAAACGUUGGGCCCGGCCCAGAUUCCCUGGUAAAUGCUGAGUCGCUGUUACAGGUGGACGGCCACGCAGUGAUGUGUGCGGAACAGCCUGAUAAUGGUUUGAAUUAUAAAAAACAGCUGAUUGCGCUGGAACCGGCCAGCCUCAGCCCCCCACCCGCCACCCCUGGCAUCGGUCUCAGUGGGUCGUUGUUGUGUCCCCCUCGCUGCACCCAGGCCCAUUCAGACGGUACACAGCAGGCAGACCACCACCCCCAUACAGAUGACCCACCCGACGGUGCCCCGUACACCCCCACCUCGGAACGAGAGUUAACCGGUUCCAUCCAGGUCGUCCACCACAUGCUGAAAGAAAUCCAGCAUUGGAACUCUGUCAACCCGAGUACUACUUUAGGCACUGUUGACAGCGAAACGUCAACGGUUGACUCACGGGAGGAUGUGUGCGCCUCGCAAGAAGAGCGACGUACAGAGGGGGGAAACAGCCCACUCACCCAGCAGCCAGCUCCAACUUCAGUAGGAGACGGUGGGAGGGAACCUGCCCUUUUAGAUGCUUCAGCAAUAGCCAACGGGUUGCCAUUGACAACACCCACGGCGGCAGAAUUUAUAGAAGGUGAGGGAGAGGGAGAGAAGAGCGAGAAGAGUGAUUCGCCGGAGAGUGCUGCUGCUGUAGCAGUUAGAGUAAGCCCGGCGGCCGGGGGUGAAGGAGGCUCAGGGGGAACGGAGAGCGAUGCGGGAGAGGAGAGAGAGGACAGCGAUCUGGACAGGCUCGUCCUGCUCUCGUUAAUAGGUACACAGGAGAAGUGCUCCCUCGCAUUCUCAUUCGGGGAGACGUUCGCCGAGGAUCCCGGCUGGGCGAGCGUCGACGGCGAUAAUACAACGCCGCACAACUCUGAAGACGAGGUAGCGAAGGACCUGUCGGACGACGACGAUUUUGAGCAAGUGACUGUACGCUCCAGAGCGGAGAGCCAGGCGUUAAAGCAGCCCCCUGGGACCGGGGAUUGUAUCGAAUCAUCUCUGCAGAAACACAGCGCUGUGGAGAGAGGGAGAGCGGAAGAGGGAGCGGGAGAGGGAGAGGGAGGAGGAGGGAGAGUAGGAGGGGGAGGAGGAGAGGUGGCAGAGAGAGGAGGGAUAGUGAGAGAACACCGUUCGGCCAGCCAGCCAGAACGCUCCGCAUGUGGGGUGUCAUCAGCUGAGACGGAGAGGCGACCGCCCCCAGAAGCUGCCGAGUCACAAGCGGAGUCACAGCGCCGUGGCCAGCCUGUUGCUGCUGCUGCUGCCACCGUCGAGAGCCCCUCCGUCACACGGCGCGGCCGCCCCGAGCCGGAGCUGGUGCAGAGCCGAGAGACGGUCCCUCUAUGCGAUUCCUCUCAGCGGUGCCGCGGCGAUACAGAGGCAGACACACAGGAUGGCCGUAAACCAAACCCGGUCACAGCGGAAAAAGCGUUUACCCCGGGACCCGUUUGUCAGGACGCUUCAAGCGCACGGAGGACGGAGGAGAUCGAUGACUAUGGAACUGGUCAGUGCUCUGCUUUCCUCCCUUUGAACACUGUGCGUGACAGCCCCAGUGAGGGGACGGAGGGUCAGCCAGUCCACACUGGUGACUGCACUGCAGAUCCUUUUAUUGCCACCUCCACCGCCGACAGUGGUGCAGCUCAGCCCGGGGGACUAGUUCACAGCCAGGGCACCGCCGGUGGCACCAUGUCCGGAGCAACAGGGGUGGCAAGAAGCGACCACAGUGGAGGCAACAGGAGGGUUCACUUUAACGACAGCGUGAAACCGGGCGACACCUGCUCUGUGGGGCUCAGGAGCACCGCUCCUCUGGACCUGGGCUGUGCCUCUCUGCCGCCGUUGACCGUACACGAGAGUCUACGACAUCCCGUGGUGGAGACAAGCUACAGUUUCUUCCAGGAGGUCCUAAGUUUGCAGAAGCAGGACAUCCCAGCAGACAUGGCACCUAAAGGGGAUGAAUCAGCAAAACGCAUGCCGACCGAACGCCCGGAACCGAGGGAAGAUGUAAAGGCGGCCGGGGCGGAUGAUCAGAUAAACACUGUUGAGGAGAAGCAAGGAAAAGGUCAGCUACUGAAUAAUGACAACAAGGCAGACACAACAGAGGUGCGUGUGAAGUCAGGGAGACACGAGGUCUGCGUGGAGAACAAUGGGCAACUCCCUCCACAUGUUGUAGAGAUCAAACAGGGGCGUGUUGAGGACGGGCCUGACCCUUCAUUCCCAGCCCAACGUACAGAAGGUCCCCUGGGUAUCCUUUCUUCCUCCAUCCCCCAGGCGACACCCAAUGUGGAAGUGUCUGACACUUCCAAUGCGGCAGUUCCUAUAAAGGAUGCCCCAGCAAUUAAUACAUCAGACGGCCCCGGGAAGCUAAAGACUGAUGUCAGAAACGACGAGAAAAACGUAGAGAAUCUCGGAAAAAAAGGUCAGUUGGUUGAUAAAGAUAUCAGUGGUGCUAACUACACAGCAGACACUCAAUCAGUAGACCAGGUUUGUGCGAGUACAAUUAUUGAUAAAAUGCCAGUUCCAUGUGCUGGGGAGAAGAGGCAGGUUAAUCACGAUGAUUGUAUUGACAUUUCACACAGAGUUGUUAAUGGUACAGCUGCUCUUGCUGAGAAUGAAAAGAACGCUGCCUCUGACUCUGGUGAUGUAAACACUGAACAGGGAAAGUUGAAAGAGGGCAGCGAGGCAGACAGACGGGGCGUUGCUACAGCAUGCGUAUCUCUUGUUAAAGAGAAGGAAAUAAGACCAAUAAAUGGAUUAGUCAGUGCCAACAAGGAUCCAGAGUCACCCCAGGUCCGUGAUACUAAUGUCAUGGCCGUCGUUGUUAAAGAGGAGGUUGAUGACCAGUCUUCUAUCUGCUCCCUGACAAAGGUCUCUGUUGAUCCCCUGGCUUGUUAUCCUCAGAGUGACGACUCCAUGUUAGCUCCCGUUGGGAAAAUAUCUACAGACCUGCCCUCUACUCUAUCACACCAAUUGGACUUAUCCAUUGCAGCUGGCUUGGAGCCAACUAAUACACCAAAAGGUGAACAGAUAGAAAUUGCUGCUCUUUCCACAGAAGACUCCUCAGAGACUUUAGAUCACGUAACCCAUGACCAACCUCUUCCUGGCAAUCAUCAGUGGGCCGGUAAACCUGCCCUGGCUCUAAAACCCCCAGGGCCUAUGCUGAGUCACCUAGAGUCUAUUAACGACUGCGACAUCCCUCUUCCUGCCCGGCCAGGAAACCAGGGCACGGAGAAUGACGACAGUAAAAUCUCUGUGAAUGUAAUGGACACUAAUGAUCUGGUAAAUGAUACAAAAGAUGCCCCAAAAUGUGUUUCUGAACAUGAGGAUCCUGCUACUGCAGCCUUGGAUAAUUCACCUGACGUCCUUAUUAUAUCUCCCACUAGGGAGAUGGAUAAACAGAAGCAGCCAACUCAUUCUCCCUCAGCAAUACGGCCAGCGGCUGAAUCUGAUGACGCCAUUGCUCAAACUCAAUUCAAAACCGAGUCUGGGCUGAAGUCGCCCAUCCACAUUGAGCCCAGUAGUUGUGACGCAUCCAUUAUAGAUGGGCUGAUACAUGUGAGUCCAGCGCUGAGAGUCAUCUCGGUGCUCAACCAGGACAACAUGAAAGAGAUGGAUAAAAAUCAUAAUUCCCCCUUUGAUGUGGCCGAAAUGCAACCAGAUGAAAAACAAGAGGACACAAAGGAGUCCUGCCGAGAGGGAACAGCUGACUCACCCCCACAGCAGGACAACGGGUCAGAUAGAGCAGCCGGCGGGGAGGUCGGAAACCUACCAUCAAUCAAACCUAAAGCAGGAGACACCGAACCGUCGAAAGAGAGUAGCGAUGGGAUCAGCGGAAUAGAGAUCGAGGCCGGGACUCCAACACCCGCUCACAACGAUCUCAUCGCUGCACACGACACGUUGACUUCUGAGGGCAUGUUGUCUGGUGAUGAUUAUCAGUUGGUUUGGGUCAACGACCUGCAGCAGAAACCGACCGCAGCAACAGCUGAACAAGAACCACAAGAGCUCAUUGAGGAAGGGCGGGGUUCAGCUGGGACUCUAUAUGAGUCUGCCGGUAGCGGCGUGUUGACAGCUGAGGACCACAGUGUCAGAGCUGAAGACCUGGAAGUGAGUAGAAGUGAGGAAGAGGGAGGAAAGGGCGCACGAGGGGUUAACAAAGCAAACGCUGCAAACGAUUUAAAUAAGACUAUAGUGGCUGUUGAAAGAGAGACUUUAGCCUACACAGAAAUAGCAACAGAAAGUGCAAAAACACCGGGGGAGAGCUCGCAUCAAAGCACUCCUUCAGAAGCGGCGAGGUGCAGCCCAGAUUUGAUGUCAAAGGAUGUAUUUGGGCGUGACAGGGGUUCUGAGGGUCAAGGAACAACUGUUUUCCCACCUUCACGUCAAGAGCGAGAUGGGAAAGCUGAAUCCACAGAGAAGACUGUAGCCCUUGUUGGUGAAUCUGCCCCAAACCUGACCUUUCAUGUAGCGGCGCCACUUUUAUUGCAGGUUAGCGGGAAUGGGCUCGAUAUUCCAACAGUGCAUACGACAAACCAAUCCAAGGAUAUUUGUGCCGGAAAAGCAGACAUUCUAAGUUCAGAGUUUCCAGAGCAACCAAAAACCCUGGAAAAGACUCCCAGUGCUGCUGCAAAAGUAGAAAUCAAGGGUUCUGGCCUUCAGCAGUCUGGUAUUCAGGGUGCAGUGUGUGAGCCUCACGAGCUGCAGAGCUCGAACGAAAGUGCAGUGUCACAGAGCCGAACAGUGGCACAAACACCCAUAAAAGGCCCUGACACGACACAGCCAGACAAAGCAUCCUUGGAUGAAAAGAAAAAGGCCAGCCAGGGGUCGGACAAUAAUAAAAUGGACGCGAUAAACAAUGAGCCGGAGGAGAAACAGAGGCCUGUAAAAGCAACUGGUGCCGCUGACGUCGUCGGUUCUGGCUCAGUCCGACGCUCGGACAUGCACGGCAGUGCGGUAACCGACCGUGUUGAGACAUCCGCUCUGCAUCGCGUCAGUGGGCCGGGGAGCGGAGCUCACGUUAGGAUGCCAGAAGCCGGUGAUCAAGUUAUCGAUCACAGUGGGGACGCCAGCCCUUCGGUCCUAGCUGCUUCCAAGUGUCCGGAAGACCUUGUGGAGAUCGAUGCAGCUGCUGACACAGCUUCUUCCUCAGACCGAGUCCCAGGGGAUAAAGGGUCGGUCAUGCCGCCGCACACAGACCCCAUUGAGGACGCCAGUCCUCCGCUGAUCGAAUCAAAGACCCAGAGGGAACAUACAGAGGCCUCUCUAGGUUCGGGCCUAGGCCGACUCCCAGCAGCAGAUUUGGAGGGAGAAGCCUCUGCCGCCAUCUAUGCUACCGUACAAGUGUGCGCGAGCGUGGCCCCUGUCCCGGAGCCCCAGACCAAGAUGUCACAGAGUCCUGAUCAGGGGAUAACAGGAACCAGACAGGAACCAGAGACAGACUGGAUCCAAGGGUUGAGAGAAGCCGCGCGCCUCUGUGAACUCAAGAAUGAAGGCCAGGCAUCUGAUUUACAAACAAUUUUAAGGCCCCUCCCAUCUCUGGAGUCUCCACAACUAGACUUUCUCACCCCCACCGCGGAGACCUCCGUUCCACUCAGUCUGCCGGACAGCACACUGACAGCGGCAGCAGAGGAGCACCGCACUGCAAACACUGCGCCUGUGGAAUAUGUGCAGAAACCGGGAGAGGUUUUGAAUAGGACAGUCGAGCCAGUACUGCUUCAAGAAGCAGUAACGAAGGCGGAGAAACUUCCAGAACCAGUGAAGUUGCCAGAGGUACUUCCGGAACCAGUGAAGUUGCCAGAGGUACUUCCGGAACCAGUGAAGUUGCCAGAGGUGCUCCCUGAACCAGUGAAGUUACCAGAGAAACUUCCAGAACCAUUGAAGGAGGUUGCAGAGCUUCCAGCGCCAGUUAAGGAGUCGGUACACCUUCCUGAACCAGUGAAGCUACAAGAGAAACUCCCGGAACCAGUGAAGCUACCAGAGAAACUUCCUGAACCAGUGAAGCUACCAGAGGAACUUCCAGAACCAGUUAAGCUACUAGAACAGCUACAAGAUCCAGAGAAGCUACCAGAGAAACUUCCUGAACCAGAGAAGCUACCAGAGAAACUUCCUGAACCAGUGAAGCUACGAGAGGAACUUUUUGAACCAGUUAAGCUACCAGAACAGCUCCAAGAUCCAGAUAAGCUACUACAACAGCUCCAAGAUCCAGAGAAGCUACCAAAGAAACUUCCUGAACAAGAGAAGCUACCAGAGAAACUCCCUGAACCAGAGAAGCUACAAGAGAAACUCUCUGAACCAGAGAAGCUACCAGAGAAACUUCCUGAACCAGAUAAGCUACCAGAGAAACGUCCCGAACCAGAGAAGCUAUCGGAACGGCUCCAAGAACCAGUGGAGAUACCAAUACAGCUCCCAGAACCAGUAGAGAUACCAGUACAGCUUCCAGAACCAGUGAAGCAGUCUGUAAAAUCUCCAGACCGAGUAAAGCUAUUGGAAGUACUGCAAGAACCAGUGGACAUACCAGUACAGCUUCCAGAACCAGUGGAGCUAAUAGCGAGCCUUUCAGAACCAGUAAAGGUACUAGAUAAUUUACCAGAACCAUUGAAGCAGACAGAACCGCUUCCAGAACCCUUAGAGGUACCUGUAGAACAACCAAAAGAAGAAGUAGUUCCAGAACAACCAAAACACUCUCCAGAGCUCACAGAACCAUCAAAGAAUUCUGUAGAGUUCUCCGAACCACUAGAGGAACUCAACAACCUUCCACAAGUCCAAAAACCAACUUUGACCUCAGAACCUGAAAAUGGCGCAGAACAAUUGAAGACAUCGUUUGACGUCCCUGAACAAGGACAAGAAGCUGCAGCACUCAGAGAACCGCUGAAGGAACCGAUCACUGAGCCAACCAGGGAAGCAGAAGAGCUACCUGCUGGGAGCCCACCAGUGGAACCAGUGAACCCACCAGCUGAUGGAACCCCAGUAAGCGACACAGUCGAGGAUCCAGCGGAGGAGCCACACAGCCCUGAGCCCUCCCUUGCUGAACAACCCCAGAGAAGUGACUCCCCCUCUGCCUCCUUGCCUCGCAGCCCUCCUCCUCCUCUUCCUCCACCUCCUCCUCCACCAGAGCCUCCUGUCCAUCGUGACAUUCCUCCUCUUCCGCGUUGGGACGACACCGACUUCCCGACUCCUCCCUCGUCCCCCUCAGAGACACACGUGUCCCCCACCGCUGUCCCGCUGACCCCCCCUGCAUCCCCCAGCACUUUCCCGCCGCCACCCCUCGACCCUGCACCGGCCCCCCCACCUGCUCCCCAGGAAGGACACCCCUGCCCUGCUGCACCUCACCCCCCCGCAAGGAGCUCGGACUCGGACGGAGCCUUCGAGACCCCCGAAUCCACCACCCCAGUCAAGUCCCCUACCCCAACUGGACCUCAAGACUUGAUCCCCACCUCGGACGACCAAGACUGUGGUACUGGCUCGGUGUCCGACCUCACCCUCGUGGUCUCCGACUCUGACGGCCCCUCCUUCCAGCCGCCCACCCGCUCGCUCUCCAUCGUCUUCGACGAGGACAAGCCCAUCGCCGCCAGCGGCCAGUACAACAUCGAGCACGGGCCGGCCGGCUCCGCCCUGACCCGCUCGCUCAGCCUGCAGGGGGGCGAGCUAGAAGGCGCCGAUCCCCUCGACGGCGCCGACCCGCUAGACGGCGGCGGCGGCGGCGACACCGCGGCGGGCUUCCACGCGCGCGCCGAGUCGUUCAGCGUGGGCACAGGCAGCGCCCCCGGCACCCUCCGCAGGCCCAAGAAGGGCCGCCCGGGCUCCCUGAAGAAGAAGCCCCUGGACGGGCAGAACUCGGACCCCGAGGCCCCGCGGGUCACCCCCUCCUCCGGCAGCACCACCCCGGAGACCAAGAGGAAGCCCCACGCGCGCACCGGCAGCCCCCUGCUCCAGGCCCAGGACGACCCCGAGGCGUCCCCCGCCACCCCCAGCCCGGGAGGGACGCUCCGACGGACCCGCAAGGCCCGUGUGGACACCCCGCCCCCGCUGCCCGAGGAGACCGCCCCCGUCGGCCCGGAGGAGACCCCCGUGGCCCCGGCCGUGACCCGGGAGGAGUCGUCCCCCCUCCCCGCGCCCCGGACCCCGCCCACCGGAGAGGACGCCCCCAUCCUGCCCCGAGGCGCCUACAAAUGGGACCCCGAUAACUUUGACGACAUCGACCCCUUCAACUCCGGAGGGAGCAAGAUCGCCAACUCCCCCGAGUUGGCCCGGAAAGGACCGGUUUCGGCCGCCGCCGCCGCCCCGCCCCCGCGAACCCCCCCCCUCCCCGCCCGGCAGCCCUCCCACGGAGAGGAGGCCCCGGGCCCCCGAGCAGAGCCGGUCGGUCGCCCCGAGGGGCCGCAGCAGCAGCAGCAGCAGCAGCAGAAGCCUCCGGCGGUGAGGCUGGAGUUCGACUACUCCGAGGAGAACGGCGAGGCGUCGAAGCGGGCGUCCCCCCCCCCCAAGAAGCUGGGCAAGAAGCCGGGGGCCAAGAUGCCCCUGAGGAGACCCAAGCUGGGGCUGAAGAAGGCCCCGCCCGCCCAGACGGAGCCGCUGGACAACGAGGUCUCGGCGGGCCCAAACGACCACGCGGACGACGUCCCCGUGCCCAAAGCGUCCUACAAGUUUGACCCCGAGAAGUGGGAGGACCCGAACUUUGACCCCUUCAACACCAAGAAGGCCAUCCCCAACUCCCCCGAGCUCUCCCGGCCCUCGGGGAACUUUGACGGCAGCAGCUUCGACGACUCCGUGGACCCGUUCCAGUCCUCCGUCAAGAUGGCCGCCUCGCCUCCCAAGGGCUCGGCCUCCUUCGGCGCGCCGGUCGUGGACAACGACGUGGACAACGAUAACGUCGGCGAGCUGGAGGAUCACAAUCAGAACAAGCCCGCCAAGAAGAAGAGAACUCCGAUAAAAAGUAACACGUUCAGAGUGAAGAGAUCCCCGAAGAAAUCCCCCACCAGUGAACCAUCACAGGAGUCCACGGACGGGGACGACGGCCUCCACUCGCAGGACGAGCACGCCACGGACGAGGAGAAGCUGGCCUCCUCCACCGGCCACAAGUGGAGCGCCCUGCAGGACGGCGACCUGACCUCGGACGGCCAGGACUUCCCCCAGCCCAGCGACCUGUCCUCCUUCGUCAGCGAGGUCGGACUCCCCCACCAGGACGACGUGCCAGACUAUGAGAUCGAGUACAUGGAGAAGAUCGGCUCUGCUUCGCCGCCCCUCUCUGUGAAGAAGCCCUCCCUUUAUCUGAAGCUGGACUCUGUGUCCGACAGUCUGACCAACAACACGUGUACCAUGGGGUCAGAGCCCAACUCUCCCUGCACAGGGAGCUUCGAGGAGAUGGAGGCUCAGAUCUCGGCUGACAUGAAGACGCCGGUGCUCAGCCACCGGCCAGGCCCCGAGGGCUCCGCGGGGGACAAGGGCCGCAAGAGGGAGAGCGAGGCGCUCAGUCGCACGCAGAGCGCCGACCGAGACGAACAGUCCCCUAGCCAGGGCCCUGCAGAGGCACCCCCCGCCCCGGCCCUGUUAGACAGGCUGCCGCAGUGCGACGACCCCCUACGCUACCUGGAGCCCGACCUGGCCGAGACCAACCCCAACGCCUUCGCCCUCAAAUUACAGGAGGAACUGGUGCUGGCAGCCCUGCGGAUAGAAGCUCUGCAGGUAGCCACGCACAUCUCCCAGUGCCCCUCCCUCUCCACUGUAACCCCCCAGCAGAGGGAAGUCACGUCGCCGAUGGAGAGUGUGGUGUCCAAGGGUUCCCUGUACACCCGCACCCCGUCCACAGGCUACAGCGAGGAGGCCAGCCCGUACCUGCCCCGAGACCUGGACCAGUCCCUGGUCAUAGCCAGAGACGAGGUGAUCACAAAAGAGAAGGAGGUCAUAGAAUGGCAGAGGAAGUACGAGGAGAGCCGACAGGAAGUGGUGGAGAUGAGGAGAAUUGUUGCAGAGUAUGAGAAGACCAUUGCUCAGAUGAUAGGCAUGCCAGAGGAUGAGCAGAAAGAGAAGUCCCUGUCCCACCACACCAUCCAGGCGCUGAUCAUAGAAAAGGACCAGGCGCUGUCCGACCUCAACUCCGUGGAGAAGUCCCUGGCCGAGCUCUUCCGCCGCUACGAGAAGAUGAAAGACGUGCUGGAGGGCUUCCGCAAGAACGAGGAGGUCCUGAAGAAGUGUGCCCAGGAGUACCUCUCCCGAGUACGGAGGGAGGAGCAGCGCUACCAGGCCCUGAAGAUCCACGCCGAGGAGAAGCUGGACAGGGCCAACUCGGACAUCGCCCAGGUGCGCUGCAAAGCCAAGCAGGAGCAGGCGGCGUGCGCGGCCAGCCUGAGGAAGGAGCAGAUGAAGGUGGACUCUCUGGAGCGCACCUUGGAACAGAAGAACCGAGAAAUCGAGGAGUUGACGAAGAUCUGUGACGAGCUCAUCGCCAAAAUGGGGCGGAGUUAGCAGUGGCCACGCCCCAUCUCCCAGGGGGAGCCAGCAGAACGCCAAACUUUAUCCAAAAGAACAGAAGGCGCCAUCUCAGCCCCAGACGAGGGGUCUCACGUCGUGCCCACCUCGCUUCCAGACUUUGCCUACCAUGGCUCCCUCUGUACCCACCCACCCCACACUUGUGUCAAUGUGGUUUUACUGUAACUAAGGGUGUGGAUUCAUGUGCUUGCGCACACAACAUAUCAUGUGUGCGUGCGUGAGCGUACCUGUGGGUGAGUGCUGUGUUGCUGUGUUGGAAUGACUGCAAGAGAGAGAGUGUGUGUGUGUGAUAGAGAUAGAGAGAGAGAGUGGGAUGAAAUGUAACGUUGCCAUGACAGCCACUGAUGGACAAGACUGUAAACUUAAUCCUGCUGUUGUUUGUUCUUAAUAGAAGAGAGUUCAAUAUAAAUGUCGGCAGGCAGCAUAUGUCCUGUAUAUGACUUAGUUUUGAUUGAUUACACGUUGGCUUAUAUACUAGUAAUGAAAAUAUAUAAAAGAUCACAGUAGCUUAUCGCAUGUGAGAUGUUUGUAAAUAGAGAGUUUCCAUGAUUGAUAACGCUCACUUGCAUUUUUGAUACCGUUCCGUCGUAUACAACAAAGCCACCAAUGCUUUCUUUGUCGUUUCCUUGUAGAUACUCCCCGCGCUUACUUUGUCCCCUUAGCUCUUGAUGAAAACGUGGGAUUUUAUUUUGAUAUAAAGCUAACUUAAUUGUCAUCAGUUGUGGCCGUGGGUCACUUCAUUUAAUGUCCGACAGCCUGCUGCUGUGGCCGUUGUGAUGCACCGAGAGGAGUCCGGCUCUUCUCGGCACCACCGCCGUUCAGCAUCUGCUUACAAAGUGCAAUAAAGGAUGGCAAUACAACC
Molecule: messenger RNA, 13291 nt
Organism: Gadus morhua (Atlantic cod)
Lineage: Eukaryota; Metazoa; Chordata; Actinopteri; Gadiformes; Gadidae
Gene: tacc2
Product: transforming, acidic coiled-coil containing protein 2
Exons: 24
Coding region: 376-12405 (4009 amino acids)
Biological process (GO): cerebral cortex development; nuclear migration; mitotic spindle organization
Cellular component (GO): cytoplasm
Source: RefSeq, a predicted model, not a curated record